AAUUUAAUAACAACAUUCAGAAUAUAUGAAAAAACUCAUGGGGAGAAAGAAUUGUACUGAUCUGGGUCUAAACAAAUGUCAAGGCUCCAUUCCCCACUUUCACGUGAAUCUCCAGUCUCUUAAGUGGAAAGCCAGCUGCUUCCCACCACACACGACAAGACACAGCACAACACAGCCUACCCUUUACUACUUCGCUCUUAACGCCCCCUCCUCCAAUGUCCGCCACUCAAAUAUGUUUAACAGAAUGAUCCUGCUUCUACAACUCUCUCUCCUCCUCCUCACUGUUCUCUCUGUACUCAUCUUCUCCGGUCACGUAUUGGCUGCGCCGUCGACGACUUCCCCGGCAGCAGAGAGCUUACUGCUUCCCUCUGAUGCCGUUUCGCUGCUCUCCUUCAAAUCUAAAGCCGACCUAGACAACCGCCUGCUAUACACGCUGAACGAACGCUUCGACUACUGCCAGUGGCAGGGCGUGAAAUGCACCCAAGGCCGAGUGGUCCGCUUCGGUCUCCAAGGCUUCGGUCUUCGGGGCGUCCUCCCCCCCAACACCUUGACUCGACUCGACCAGCUUCGAGUCCUCAUUCUCCGCAACAACUCACUUUUUGGUCCCAUUCCUGACCUCUCCGGUCUCUUCAACCUCAAGUCCCUCAUCUUGGAUCGCAACUACUUCUCCGGUUCUUUCCCUGCUUCGGUCCUACUCCUCCAUCGGCUUCGAGUGCUUGAACUCUCACAUAACAAUCUCACCGGUCCGAUACCGGCCUCAUUAUGCAUUUUGGAACGGCUCAGUUCCCUUCGGCUCGAGUCGAACCGUUUCAACGGGACAGUGCCUCCGCUGAACCAGUCAUAUCUUCAAAUCUUGAACGUGUCCGAGAAUAACCUCGAGGGACCGAUACCCGUCACGCCAACUCUCUCGCGCUUUGACGCGAAGUCGUUCCAAUCGAACCUCGGGCUCUGCGGCGAGAUCAUCAACAAGGUCUGCAAUGACUCACACUCUCCCUUCUUCGAAUCUCCCACUAAUGCUCCGCUCAACCAAAGCGCGCAAUCGCAGGAGGUUGUUGUUCUCUCUCCUACAUCUAAUUCAAGGAAGCUCAAGAGCAUUGCUCUUGUUUUGGGGUCUUUAAUCGGAGUCUCAGUCCUCAUUGCCUCUCUACUAUGCGUUUUUGGCUUGGUCAAGAAAAAGAGCAGCCAUGAAAAAGACCCACCGAAAAAAACAACGGAGUCUUUGGGAAGCGAACCCGGUUAUACUCCAAACCCUCCCACAGAAGCUCGACCCGAAGAAAUUAGCGACUUACCAAAAACUUUUAUCCCCGAGGUUCGAGCGGUGCGGAAGAGCGGGAACUUGGUGUUCUGUGGAGGGCAGGCCCAGCCGUACAACUUGGAGCAGCUAAUGAGGGCGUCGGCGGAAUUGCUGGGGAGGGGCACGGUUGGGACGACAUACAAGGCCGUGCUCGAUAACCAACUGAUCGUGACAGUUAAGAGGCUUGAUGCAAACAAGACGGCCAUUACGAGCAGCCAAAUGUUCGAGCACCACAUGGACGCUGUGGGCGGGCUCCGCCACCCGAAUCUGGUUCCCAUGGGAGCUUACUUCCAGGCCAAGGGGGAGAGGCUCGUGAUCUACGAAUACGAACCAAACGGGAGCCUCUUCAACCUCAUUCACGGAUCAAAAUCAACCAGAGCGAAGCCUCUACACUGGACAUCAUGCUUAAAGAUAGCUGAGGAUGUGGCCCAGGGCCUUACUUACAUCCAUCAAGCUUCAAGGUUGAUCCAUGGCAACCUGAAGUCCUCCAAUGUCCUCCUUGGAGCUGACUUUGAGGCAUGUGUCACAGACUAUUGCCUUGCGGUCCUUGCAGAUUCUUCUUCCAAUGAAAAUCUGGAUUCUGCAGCCUACAAAGCACCUGAGACCCGAAGGUCUAGCAGCCAAGCCACUUUCAAGUCUGAUGUCUUUGCCUUUGGCAUCCUUUUGUUGGAGCUUUUGACCGGUAAACACCCAUCACAACAUCCGUUCCUUGAACCCACAGAGGUGCCUGAUUGGGUCAGAGCAAUGAGGGAAGAUGAUGGUUGUGAAGACAGCAGACUUGGAAUGCUUACAGAGGUUGCUUGUGUCUGUACUUUGACAUCACCAGAACAAAGGCCAGCGAUGUGGCAGGUUUUGAAGAUGAUACUGGAAAUAAAGGAGAGGGUGGUAGUAGAAAAUGCAUCUGUUGGAUUCUCGUAGUUUUUUGUCUGGAUUUACAAGAUUGAGUGAGUGCAAAGAAGAAAAUCGAGGUUCUGGCCGGCGACAACUUGUAUAUUUUGGAACUUGGAAGGGAGGCGAGUAAACACCAAAGAAGGAUUAUAAAAGUGGGAGAUAAGUGUCAUGAACAACUUAUUUAUUGGGCUAAGCUUGGGAGAUUAUAGUAAACCUAUAAAUAGAAUCUCCCACAAUAUAUUUAUUUUUUAUGGUGGAUAAAUCAUGAUUUUAUAUAUAGAAUCUUUGAUAAUAGAAGGUAAUUUCAUUCCCAUUGGCUUACACUUUUGGACGGUUUUUCACUACAACGCCUUUGUACAAAAACUUGCUCAUGAAUAUCAGAGAUAGUAAUGUCCAGAAUCUCUCGACGGUACCAAUGAGGGGUCCUUCUAAUGCCCAAGUCAGCCGUGGUGAUCAAGAGUGGAGGCACUAAAGCCUCUGGAGGAGAAAGAUGGGGGAAGCAUGGGCGAGAGAGAACAGUGCAUGCUGCAGUGUUUGUGUUUGAACUUUUUGGUUGCUCAUGAGCUUGUGUUGUAAUGUUUUUUUAAUUUUAACAUUGGGGUUAGCAUCUUGCCUUUUAGAGAAGGAUGGAUCCUAUCAUCCUAUAUUAAGGUGUUUGUCCGGUCUUAAUUGAUCUUCAUUGGGUUAUUUAUAGUUGAGGCAAAUAGGUUUCUUACAACGAUUCUCUGUACCUACUUGUGUGAAUAAGUUGAAGAUGCACCUAGAUUAAUGGU
Messenger RNA from Carya illinoinensis, 2958 nucleotides. Its product is annotated as probable inactive receptor kinase At5g67200. Gene Ontology annotation, biological process: protein phosphorylation. The transcript has 2 exons. NCBI's taxonomy places the organism in Eukaryota, Viridiplantae, Streptophyta, Magnoliopsida, Fagales, Juglandaceae. The record is from RefSeq and is a predicted model, not a curated record. Bases 26 to 2212 code for a protein of 728 amino acids. Gene Ontology annotation, molecular function: ATP binding; protein kinase activity; protein binding.